This is a messenger RNA of Desarmillaria tabescens, 534 nucleotides long. Its product is annotated as P-loop containing nucleoside triphosphate hydrolase protein. The annotation marks the transcript as partial. The record is from RefSeq and is a predicted model, not a curated record. The transcript is spliced from 3 exons. Gene Ontology annotation, molecular function: GTP binding. NCBI's taxonomy places the organism in Eukaryota, Fungi, Basidiomycota, Agaricomycetes, Agaricales, Physalacriaceae. Gene Ontology annotation, cellular component: mitochondrion.
GGGCGAGCUAACUCGGGCAAAUCAUCCCUGUUCAACGCCGUUCUAGGGCGCAAAAAUUUACUUGUCACUAGUUCCAAAGCGGGCCGUACACGACAGCUCAACUUCUUCCGUGUCGGACCAGAACCAGGCCAACUUGUCCUCGUCGAUGCGCCAGGGUACGGACGGAGAGGAAGGGCCGAGUGGGGGGAUUUGUUCGAUCAGUACUUGAAGACGCGUAAAGAACUACGCCGAGUAUAUGUCACCUUCAACGGCAAGCAUCGACUAAACGAAUACGAUGUUCAAAUGCUGGAACACCUCACCAAAAAUCUAUAUACCUCAGAAGAUGGCGUCCAACGAUAUUCUAUACAGGCUGUAAUCACUAAGUCUGAUGCCAUACUUCCAGACGAGGUGAAGGACGUUAUCAGUCAGCUGCGCAAGGACAUCUUCGACGCUGCGCCGUUCUGCCUACCUCCCAUCAUCACGAGCGCGAAAAUGAUCCCUCCCUUCGGCAUCAAGGAACUCAGGAAAAAUAUCGUGGAAUGCUGUCAGGAUUGA